UAUUUUAAAUAACAUUUAAGGCCAAACAUUUGCAGAUUCAUUGUUCAUUCUCCAACAUUAUUAUUAAAUAUUUCUUUAAACUUGCAAUAAGAUUAAUAAUAUGAAAGCUAUGUUUCGUUUGGGUUCGUUCUGUUGGUCGAUGAUUCUGGCGUUAGCUGUUAGCCAAGCAGCACAUUUCCCAGCUGGAAUCGACCCGAGGCUCUGCCCCAACUAUCCUCAGUGUGACAACGCCAUCCUGGCAGCUUUUAGUAAAAACCCGUUGCCAUUCAUGAGAGGUGGUUCUGGUAGCGGAAGAAACAACGGAGGAGCAAGGGAUAUCGAAAUAAACCAUUUUCUUUUCACACCCCCAGGAUAUCCGGUGGGCCUGACUAGAGAUCAAUGCCCUAACUAUCCUUUUUGCCAUUAGGCAACUGAUUUGUUGAUAUCUAUUAAAUUGUUAUAGUGACCAAAAAUAAAUUGUUACUACAUUUUAAUAUUCUAAUAUAUUUAAUGUUUUUCGUUUGGAGACCCAAGAAAUUUACAAACUAAAGUCAUUAUAUAUAUUUGAGGGGAUAUUUUAACAUUUGUAGAAAAACUGAAUACGGUUUUAAUCUCAUCCUUUCAUUAAAUCCUUGCGGUAAUCGUCACAAAUGGUUAUUAUUCAUUAUAAUUAAUCAUUACGACUAGUAUAAUAAUUUGCAAAAAUGUA
This is a messenger RNA of Cimex lectularius (bed bug), 688 nucleotides long. RefSeq names its product cuticle protein 1-like. The coding region runs from base 101 to 406 and encodes 101 amino acids. The record is from RefSeq and is a predicted model, not a curated record. Gene Ontology annotation, molecular function: structural constituent of cuticle. The transcript is spliced from 3 exons. NCBI's taxonomy places the organism in Eukaryota, Metazoa, Arthropoda, Insecta, Hemiptera, Cimicidae.